UAUUGUGUUUGUUAAGACUGCAUGUAAAGUAGUUGGCCCAAUAUAGAAGGAGAACUACUUACUCGAGGGUGUAUUCUUAUCUCUCUAUCGAACGAAAUAUCUUAUUGCCCUCUCAACAAACAAACAUGGGCAGAAAAUUAUGUCUGUGGUGGGGCUACUACGUCGUCUUCCUCAGUGCUUUUAUCGUUGAACUUGUCAACUGCAGUAGAGCCCAGCAAACUUCCCGCUUCUCUGCUUAUGAGGUGACCGUACCAAAACAAAUAGCACGACAGAGGAGAGACCUGGAUAACCAAGACACAGGGGAGAUGUCUUACACCAUCCAAGCCCAAGGCAAGGAGCAUGUCCUGGUUCUGAAGAGGAAUAAGCUCCUACUCCACAGGGAUUUCACUGUUUACACAUAUGACACAAAUGGCUCCCUUAUCAGUGAAAGACCCGACAUGCAGAAUCACUGCCACUACAGAGGCCAUGUGGAGGAUGUUGAGUUUUCAUCUGUGUCUGUCAGCCUUUGCUCUGGACUCAAUGGAUUCCUGAAGAUAGGGAAUGCCACUCUAGGGAUUGAGCCUCUGGAGGGCUCCUCUAACUUUGAGCAUGUGGUGUACCGCUUGGAGGAUGAGGAGCCGGAACCUCUCAACGGCAGAACCCCUCACACCCAUCACCAUGAUGACAACGACAGUAUUUCCACUGACCAAACUAUCGUCCACUCUCACAGUGAUAUAUCUGGGCACCCAGACAGGCAUUUACUCAGAAGGAGGCGAGCGGUAAUGCAGCAGACUCACUACGUGGAGCUGAUAAUAGUGGUGGAUAAUACAACUUACAUAGCACUGGAGAGUAAUGUAACCCGGGUUCAAGACCAUAUGAUACGAGUUGCAGAUCGCGUAGAUAGUAUGUAUGAGCAGCUGAACAUCCGUGUGGUGUUGGUGGGGCUGGAGAUCUGGACGGCAGGGAACCUCAUCACUGUGAAUGCCAAGAAUCCUGGGAGAAUAGUAUCAAACUUCCAGAAGUGGAGGAGGAACAAUCUGCUGCCCCGACAUCACCAUGACAACGCUCAAUUUGUUACGAGACCUUUAGGAGCUCUUGGCUAUGGCUCCAUGUCCACUAUCUGCAGCCCUGACAGUGCUGCAAUAAACAUGCACCGCCGUGUAAGCGGCCUCUCACGGACCAUGGCCCAUGAACUGGGCCACAACCUGGGCAUGUUUCAUGACAAUAAGAACUGCUACUGCUCAGCCAGAGUGUGCGUCAUGUAUGCCCGUGGAAAAUGUGGAAGCUCAUGUGACGAUAAUGUGUUUAGCGAAUGCAGUGCUAAUGGCUUUCGGAAAUUGAUGGAGCGACUGGGCAACAGGAACUGUCUCCUCAAUGUGCCACAGGCAGAGGACAUCUACAGCACCCCCCACUGUGGCAACAACCUGCUGGACCCAGGCGAGGAGUGUGACUGUGGUUCUGAAGAGGAGUGCAAGAAGGACCCGUGCUGUGAGCCAAACACCUGUAAGCUGAAGUCUGGGGCUCAGUGUGCUGAUAGGGAAUGCUGCAGGAACUGUAAAUUCCUGCCAGCAAGGUCUGAGUGCCGCGGCCGGUCAGAUGAGUGUGACCUUCCUGAAUACUGCAGCGGCUCGUCUGCUGUCUGCCCGGCUGAUAUCUUUGUGCAGAACGGACAUCUCUGCAGGAACAACCAAUCAUAUUGCUACAAUGGCAAUUGCCAGCACCAUGAUGAACAGUGCAAGGCCUUGUUUGGUUCUCAGGCAAAGUCUGCUGCUGAUAUAUGUUAUCAGGUUGUGAACCGUGGUGGGAACUGCUGUGACAAAAAGAAGUGUAAUGACAGCAGCAAUGCUAAGUGUGGGAAGCUACAGUGUGACAAUGUGAACUUGGGCACCAUGGUUGAAACACAAGGACAGGCCAUCAUCUCAACCACCAUCGAUCAGAACAAGUGCUGGGGGGUGAUCAGGCCUGAUGUGCCUGAUCUGGGCAUGGUGAACGACGGAACAAAGUGUGGGGAGGAGAGGGUGUGCUUCAAUAAUGAAUGCAGAGACGUAUCGGAGCUCAAGUACGACUGUGAAAUGGAGGACAAAUGCCAUGGCCAUGGGGUCUGUAACAGCAACAGGAACUGCCACUGUGAUUACGGAUGGGCUCCACCAUUCUGUAAGGAGAAGGGCUAUGGGGGCAGCAUUGAUAAUGGCCCUGCGAGAAAUGGCUCCGUACAGUAGUGACACACAUGAGGCCUCAGUGACCACCACCUCCUCCUCCUCCUAUAUAGCACUCACCCUACCAAGGCAAAGGUGACUGCGGAAAUAUGGGUGUUGGACAGGCAGAUGAGAACCGGCAGUUGUGUCUCAGUGAAAAUGUCAAAGAUUAUGCAGAACGUUAUACUAUAUUUAAA
This is a messenger RNA of Alosa alosa (allis shad), 2371 nucleotides long. RefSeq names its product disintegrin and metalloproteinase domain-containing protein 9-like. The transcript is spliced from 19 exons. Gene Ontology annotation, molecular function: metalloendopeptidase activity. The record is from RefSeq and is a predicted model, not a curated record. Gene Ontology annotation, cellular component: plasma membrane. Gene Ontology annotation, biological process: proteolysis. The coding region runs from base 126 to 2198 and encodes 690 amino acids. Lineage: Eukaryota; Metazoa; Chordata; Actinopteri; Clupeiformes; Clupeidae.